This is a messenger RNA of Mangifera indica (mango), 1385 nucleotides long. RefSeq names its product rhomboid-like protein 19. The transcript is spliced from 8 exons. Gene Ontology annotation, cellular component: membrane; Golgi apparatus. The coding region runs from base 194 to 1114 and encodes 306 amino acids. Lineage: Eukaryota; Viridiplantae; Streptophyta; Magnoliopsida; Sapindales; Anacardiaceae. Gene Ontology annotation, biological process: retrograde vesicle-mediated transport, Golgi to endoplasmic reticulum. The record is from RefSeq and is a predicted model, not a curated record.
GGCUCUAAUCCGCUUCCACUCUCGAAGCCGCCCUGCUUCCGUGAUCUGAAAAACCGUACAACGACUUCCUUUCCCCUUGAGGGAAUUAAGUAAACGAAAACAAAAACAAAAGCAGAAGCAGAAGGAAAUUCAACAAAAUAAAACUCAUUAGAUCAUCUGCCUUCGCUUCCGAAUUAUCGGAUACCGUUCAAUUAUGAGUUCUCAGUCUAGCGCGGGCUUUUUCACUGGAUUUACUAAGCUUUGCAAGGGAUUAGCAGUGGUGCUUGUCGGAGGCCACAUUUUAGUUCAACUUUUACCUGCGGCGGCUUCUGUUCUUGCUCUGAUUCCAGCUAGGACAAUUCCCUUUGCUUGGAAUCUCGUAACAGCUGGUUACAUUGAGCAAACAGUGCAUGGUGUAGUCGUCAGCACCCUUGGUCUCCUCUUCAUGGGGAAGUUGCUUGAACCUGUGUGGGGUUCUAAAGAGUUCCUGAAGUUCAUCUUCAUAGUUAACUUUCUAACUUCCCUAUGUGUUUUCACUACUGCUAUUGCCUUGUACUACAUAACAAAGGAGGAGAAUUACCUGUACAUGCCUGUUUCAGGUUUCCAUGGGGUUCUUGCAGGGUUCUUGGUCGGCAUCAAGCAGAUCAUACCUGAACAGGAGCUGUAUUUAUUAAAAUUAAAAGCAAAGUGGUUGCCAUCUCUUAUGCUCCUGCUAUCCAUUAUUAUAAGCUUCUUUACUGCAGAGUCAGCUGCUUAUCUUCCAGCCUUAAUAUUUGGCACACAUAUGGGCUGGAUUUACCUGAGAUACAUGCAGGGAAAACCAGAAACAAAAUUUAGGGGCGAUCCAAGUGAUGAUUUUGCAUUCUCUUCAUUCUUCCCUGAAUUUGUUAGACCAGUUAUCAAUCCCAUUGCAUCAAUAUUUCACCGGAUGCUUUGUGGAAGAUCUGAAGGCUCUAGUGAUGGUCAUGGUUAUACCUUGGGAGAUGCUCCAUUGCCUGGUUCUGACCCUAUUGAGGCAACAAGGAGAAGAGAAAGAGGAGCUAGAGCACUGGAGGAGAGAUUGGCAGCUGAGAAGUUGGCAGCCUCACAGAGCGUAGUUGAGUCCAAAAAGGAUGAUGCGUCAGAGAAUGUCUAACUGGGUGAGAACUUGGUUAUUGAAGCUAGACAACAAAUGCAAGUGUCCAUACCUUGACCAUCUCAGAUGUUGUGCGAUGUUUCGAGAUAAAUCUUUCUUUCUAGAUUCUGGUGGACAGUUUUGUUUUCCAAUUUGCCGUGGACUACCAACCCUUGAAGUACACAUGUUGUCAUUUUAUAUGUUGUGGUAUCUCGCAAUUAUUGUCAUAUGUGCCCUUGCUCAAUAUAUAUAGUUUAGAAAUGAACAAAAAACAAAAAAAGUCCUUGAAUGA